GGCAGUUGUUUCGCAUGUCGUCAGACGAAAAAUCAAUCGUUGAGCAAAGGAAUUUGGAGGAAUUUAUAGUUCCAGCCAUGAAAGAUUACGAGAUUGAAGAAAAGAAGCAAGCUGCUUCAGAUGUCAUGUUUCAAUAUUCAAAAUUUGCUCUUGCGUGUCUUGGAAACCAGACUCGGCCAUGUGACUUAAGAUUGCAUCUGAUGAAGGAGAUAUCUGGUUUGCCGACUUCACUGAAAAAGGCACCAUCUCACACAGCCGCUUCUCCUGAUGUUAUGGGAGAAUCGUCUAGCUCAGGCACUGCAAGGCUUGACAAGGCAGAUAGUUUUAGAGCAGUCUGAGAUUUCAUUGCUAAUGAUUUUGUCGCCAUCAUCAUGAAGCUGGCUUACUCCUGCUCUUCCUUCAUCAUCUUCAGUGAAUAUAUGUAAAUGAACCAUAGUGACCUUGGAACUCAUAUGUCUGCAUUCAUCCGUUGUGUCAUAUAGACGACUCCCCACACCGUGAUAAUAGAGCAUUUUGUACGUUACAAGCGCACCCUCUGUUUCCGAGAGUGCAUUUAGAUGAUGCAGGAGUGAAAGUGUGACUGGACUGUUCAUGAAAUAACAUUCUUUUCUGCUAUGGGUAUCUAAGUUUAAAGAGGACAUUAUGUAAGAUGGGAUGUUAUGCAUGUAACUCUUCAUUCAAGUUUGAUAAUUACAUGAAUCGUAUUUGAAAAUCA
Molecule: messenger RNA, 715 nt
Organism: Salvia splendens (bonfire salvia)
Lineage: Eukaryota; Viridiplantae; Streptophyta; Magnoliopsida; Lamiales; Lamiaceae
Exons: 3
Coding region: 15-338 (107 amino acids)
Source: RefSeq, a predicted model, not a curated record